This is a messenger RNA of Cotesia glomerata, 1020 nucleotides long. Its product is annotated as torsin-1A-like. The record is from RefSeq and is a predicted model, not a curated record. Gene Ontology annotation, biological process: cellular response to misfolded protein. Gene Ontology annotation, molecular function: ATP binding; ATP hydrolysis activity. Lineage: Eukaryota; Metazoa; Arthropoda; Insecta; Hymenoptera; Braconidae. The transcript has 4 exons. The coding region runs from base 1 to 996 and encodes 331 amino acids.
AUGAAUAUUUAUAAAAUAAAUUGUAAUAAAUUUUGGUGGAUUGAGUCGGCGGUUAAUUUUAUAAAAUGUCCUUUGGGUGACUGUUGUAAUGAUUAUUAUAUACCGCAAAAUAUUACAGGAUUGCGUAAAGAGUUGGACAAUAAUCUCUUCGGUCAACACAUUGCCCAAGAUGCAGUAAUUAGUGCGUUAGCUGCACAUAUUGCGAUAGAAAAUCCUCCAAAAGCUCUGGCAAUGAGUUUUCACGGACUGGCUGGUACUGGAAAAAAUUUUGUCGCUAGAAUAAUAACAAAUAAUUUUUUUAUGAAAGGCAGCUUGAGCCGGCAUUUUCAAGUUUAUACAGGAAGAAUAGAAUUUUCGCUACAGGACCAAAUAAAUUCAUACAAGGAAUUAUUAGUUGAAAAAAUAGCAGAAAGUCUUUUAAAAUGUCCCAAGUCAUUAUUCGUUUUUGACGAAGUGGAUUUGAUGAUCCCAGGUCUCCUUGAUGUUUUAGUGCCAUUUUUAGACCACGGUCCAGUUCGUGUUCCUUUCAAAGGAACAAAACAAUCUGUUCUUACAAAUAAAGCAAUAUUCAUAUUUCUAUCCAACACCGGUAGUCAUGAAAUAGCCAAAGCACUUGUAGAUUUACGCAGCCAGGGAAAAAGCCGUGAAGAGACGAGACUCGAGGACUUUGAAAGUUUAAUUGCCGUGGGAGCUUUCAAUGAGAAAGGUGGAUUGCAUCGCAGUGACACUAUUAGUACUAGUUUAAUCGACCACUAUGUGCCUUUUUUGCCUCUUGAAAAGCCGCAUAUCAGACAGUGCAUCAAAGCGGCAUUCAGGUUGAGAGAAAUUGACCCCAGUGAGGAGCAUAUAGAGGAAGCCAUGUCUCAUGUUACUUUCGGAGACAAACCUUAUGAUCUCUACGCUAAAAACGGGUGCAAAAGAGUUGAUCAAAAAGUCGCAAGCAUUGUUUACAAAAUAACUAAAUCUAAUGAACUAAAGUCGCAUAAGGAAUUGUGAAGAAAAUAUAUUUAUUUAUUUUUU